Molecule: messenger RNA, 2648 nt
Organism: Dunckerocampus dactyliophorus (ringed pipefish)
Lineage: Eukaryota; Metazoa; Chordata; Actinopteri; Syngnathiformes; Syngnathidae
Gene: cant1a
Product: calcium activated nucleotidase 1a
Exons: 5
Coding region: 1178-2398 (406 amino acids)
Biological process (GO): proteoglycan biosynthetic process
Molecular function (GO): GDP phosphatase activity; UDP phosphatase activity; calcium ion binding
Source: RefSeq, a predicted model, not a curated record
UUCAUUACUACUAUUAUGUGUGACUGUUUCAAUGCAGUAUUUUCAUUGUGAUCACUAUCAUAGUUCAUCAUUUCAUGACUACUAUUAUGUGUGACUGUUUCAAUGCAGUAUUGUCAUUGUGAUCACUAUCAUAGUUCAUCAUUUCAUUACUACUAUUAUGUGACUGUUUCAAUGCAGUAUUGUCAUUGUGGUUGUUGAUAUUGUUUUGUCCUUUGUCCUUAUGUCCUUGUUCGUCUUUAUAGUUGUCACAGACAUUUAUUUGCUGAUGUCGUUCUGUAUGUUUCUGUUGUUCUGUUGUUGUUGCCACAAUUGUUGUUGCUGCUGUUGUCCUUGUCUCUUGUCUCUGUUUGUUUUUUUUUUGUCCCCCUCUCAUCCCCGCACCCCCCCCUGUUUCCUUUUCUCUUCUUCUCUGUCCCCUCCUGCUCCGGUCCGGUUGCUCCAAAUUUGCUUAAUAACAAGCAUCAAAGUCAAAUUUUGUAUAACAGGGGAAGUGUAUAUCACACUUCUCCCUGGCAGAGUAAAUCUGUUGAGCACUUGACGGCAUUUAGAUCUACAAUUCUAUCUGCUUUAAAGGCUGGACAGGACAGGGGGAGAAAAAAAAACCCAAAAAAACCCAGAGCUGUGCUUUUUUACCUGACAUAAUCAGGGUGUGUUACUUUUGAAGAGAAUGCUAUCUUUGUGUGCGAAGCCAACAAGCAGCUUUUAUGAUUCAUCACUUCAUCACAACCUUUCUCUUGUUUUGACUUUGACUGGCAUUGACCUCUGACCUCAGUCCACUCUUGACUGCUCUUGUGGUUUGAUUACGUCACAACAAAAGUCCCCCCAGCGCACACUGCACCUUUGUCCAUGCAUAAGUUAAUAAUAAAGGUUUUAAUGAUCUACAAGUACCUUUGGACUGGACCGUGAUCCUCCAAGCACAGUUAAAGUUCACCACGGUAGCAGCCUCAUGAUUAGUUAUGCUCGGAGCAGGUGAAGCAUUUGGAGGUGUGCUGGGGGGCUGCUGAGGUGUACCCGAUGCAGGGUCGACGACGGUCCGCUCGGAGGAGACGGAGAGCGGCCUCACCUCCCCCACAGAGACCAAGCGACUGUAUGACCGACAAGAGGUCUCACUCUGUUCUGCAUCCAGGUGAAUCCUCUUCCUGCCUUUUUAGGAGGCAACUCCGUUCCUCCGUCCUCCAUGCCCGCACCUGCAGACGCGGCUCAACCGGAGCACAAUGAGCCCAUGAACGGUCUGCGCAUCUCCGUCGGAGGCCUCCCCAUGCUGGCGACCAUGGGCAAAACCACGGACCCUCGUUUCCGCCUCAAAUGGCGGCCCAUCGUGGCGGCGGCCGUUUCGCUGGCGUUGGUCCUGCUGCUCUUCAUGCACUUGAACUCGGGCCUGCAGGCCCGCGCCUACGGCUCCAACAGCUGGACGGCGGGCCACGGCAACGCCCGGCGGCCCGUCUCCCGUUACAACGACACCUACCCGCUCAGUCUGCCCGAACGCACGCCGCAGGGCACCCGCUACCGCAUCGGGGUCAUCGCCGACCUGGACACCAACUCCCGUCGCGAGAAGACGCUGACGUGGUUCAGCUACAUGCGGCGCGGGUACCUUCUGGUGUCGGAGAGCGGCGACAAGGUGUCCGUGGAAUGGGACGCGGAAAGGACGGUGCUUGAGAGCCACAUGGCCGAGAAGGGGCGGGGCAUGGAGCUGUCUGAGCUGGCGGUGUUCAACGGGAAGCUUUACAGCGUGGAUGACCGCACGGGCAUCGUCUACCACAUCGACGGUGACAGGGUUGUACCCUGGGUCAUCCUUCCUGACGGCGACGGCAACGUAGCCAAAGGGUUCAAAGCCGAGUGGAUGGCGGUGAAGGACGAGCAUCUGUACGUGGGCGGCCUGGGCAAGGAAUGGACCACCACGUCCGGGGAAUUUGUCAACGACAACCCAGAGUGGGUGAAGGUGGUGGGCUUCCGCGGGGACGUGGAACACCAGGACUGGGUCCCGAUUUACAAGUCGCUCAAGUCUGCGGCGGGAAUAGAACCUCCAGGUUACCUCAUUCACGAGUCGGCAGCGUGGAGCGACACGCUGCAGCGCUGGUUCUUCCUCCCCCGCCGAGCCAGCAGGGAGCGCUACGAGGAGACAGCGGACGAGCGUCGGGGUGCCAACCUCGUCCUGAGCUGCUCGUCACACUUCAAAGAUGUGAGCGUGAGCCGGGUGGGCCCACUGGACCCCACUCACGGUUUCUCCUCGUUCAAAUUUGUGCCCAACACGGACGACCAAAUCAUCCUGGCGCUCAAGUCGGAGGAAGAUGCCGGGAAAAUCGCCACGUACAUCAUGGCCUUCACGCUGGACGGCCGCGUCCUCCUACCGGAGACCAAAAUCGGUGACGUCAAGUACGAAGGCUUGGAGUUCAUCUAGAAGCUGCACUGUUGUUGACACUGCUUCCUGUUUGUGAAGGACAGCCUUCAUGAACAGCAAUGUUCCUGCUGGAGAAUGAGCACCAGCACAAGCAAGCGGAGCAAUGAUUGAAUGACCUCCUCUGCAGGACAGCACUGUCUUCUUUUGAUGAUGAAUGUAAAAGACACUGAUGAUGUUUUCCUCCAGCACAUACUGUACAGUCUGUUGUUACGUUUGUCUUUGCUCCACCAUUAAACGCCAUCGUUUCUCC